AUGCUCGCCACACACGUUAUUACGGUCCGUAAUAUUCAUUGCGGAUCCUGUGAGGAUGAUAUACGCAAAAUCAUUCAGGAGGAGUACCCCCAGGCUAAGGUAGUGUUCGUUGGAUCUGAUGUAGUUGUUGAAAUUCCCGGAUCGGAGACUUUUGAUGGCACGGCAAUCUCACGAAAACUGUAUGAACGUGGGUUCGAGGUGAUUCGAGUCGACAGCCAGCCUUUCCAUAGUCGACGUCUGUCUUGGGUUGGUCGAUUGUUUUCUGGUAACACUCGGCACGAGCGCCAUGCGGCUAUCUGUGAGCAAUGUGCCCACCAUGAAGAAAGCGAGGAGCCCGACCACCAGCCGGCGACCGAAACAUACCGAGCUGUUUACUCAAUUCAGGGUAUGUCAUGUGCUAGUUGUGCUAGAAGCAUUGAUGAGGGCGUCCGAGAGCGGGUACCUGAGAUCAAGGACAUCAGUGUCGAUGUUAUGAACCAUAGCGUUGCUUUAUUGGUCCCGAAUGCUCUAGUUGCCGAUAAAGUCCAGGAAGUUAUACGUGAUCUUGGUUAUGAAUGCCAGUUGACCGAGUUACUUCCUGUUUCUACCACUGUCGAGUAUAUUGUGGAGGCAUCGCUAGGAGGCAUGACAUGCUCAAACUGCGCCAAUUCGAUCAAAGACACUGCAUUAGGGCUUGCGUUCGUUGAUGAUGCCAAAAUAGAUGUCUUGAGUGGCUCCGGUAUCUUUCAUAUAUCCGAUGAAUCCAAAGUCGAGGAUCUUAAGAGCGCCAUUGAAGACUCUGGUUACACUUUCGAACUGAUCAACGUGUCCCCUCGUCACAUGUCUGAGCUGAUCCAACAGUCUCGUACUAUCAACAUCAAAGUUGAAGGGAUGUUUUGUGAGCAAUGCCCGCAGCAUGUAAUGGAUGUUUUGAAGUCGUACGGUGAUGCAGUAGAAGUCGUCAACUCUAUUACUCUUGAUGAGCCUUAUGUGAAAUUUACUUAUGUCCCCAAUGCACCGAAGUUUACAAUUCGGCAAAUUAUUGAUAAGAUCAGCCGUGCGAACCCCGAGUUGACGAUUUCGUUCGUCCGCCCUCAAUCGAUUGAGGAACUUGCUGCCGAACAUAUGCAGUUGGAGAAACGCGAAAUCAUCUCUCGUUUGUGGUUAACAGGACUGAUUUCCAUCCCGAUGACUUAUUUCAUGAUCAGAAUGUCCACUGUACAUAUGAGCUGGAUUGACAAUGCUUCCACACUUGUAUUGGCCACACCGGUCUACUUUUUCGCCGACGAUAUGUUCCAUAUUAAAUCCAUCAAAGAACUCAAGGGUGUACUUUCUGAAAAGAGCUGGUCUCGUAGACUUUUCCAUUUCGGCAGUAUGAAUCUGCUCAUGUCGCUAGGAACUUCAAUUUCUUACUGGGCCAGUUUGUUUAUGUUCUUCCAAGAUUCGAUGUCAGAAACCUAUUUUGACUCGGUUGUCUUUCUUACUCUGUUUUUAUUAGUCGGCCGCUAUCUGGAUGUCUAUUCCAAAGCCAAAGCCUCUUCUGCAGUCUCGUCGUUGAAUGAGCUUUGUCCAGAUGAAGUCCAGUUGGUUGUAGACGGUGACACAGUCACACAGCCUGUUUACGCAAUUGAUGUGAAUGAUACUGUUAAAGUUUUCAGCGGCCAGAAAGCAGCUGUUGAUGGACUUGUCAUCUCUGGAGCUUCUGAGUUUGAUGAGGCGAUGCUCACGGGCGAGUCUCUUCCUGUUUUAAAACGUGACGGUAACUACGUCUACGCCGGAACCGUCAAUUGCGGCUCUGAAGCUGUUGUUGUCAAAGUUACAGCGGCAAACAAAGGAACCUUUUUGGAUGGAAUCAUGAGCGCUGUUCGUCAGGGCCAAAUGACAACUUCACCUAUUGAGCGUGUUGCUGAACAAGUUACCAGUGCUUUUGUGCCUGUGGUUACUUAUUUGGCACUUUUCGUCUGGCUCGUUUGGUAUGUCCUUGGUCGUAGUGGUCGUUUACCUGAUGAGUAUUUGGAACACUCGAGAGCCAACAGCUGGGGUGUUUGGAGUAUGGAAUUUGCUAUUGCAGUAUUUGUUGUUGCUUGCCCGUGCGGAAUUGGUCUCGCUGCUCCCACUGCAUUGUUUGUGGGAAGCAGACUUGCCGCCAAAUAUGGCAUUCUUGCUCGGGGAGGUGGCGAAGCUUUCCAGGAAGGUGCGGCGCUUGAUAUCGUCUGCUUCGAUAAAACUGGUACCAUUACAGAGGGUGGAAACCCCCAGAUUACGGAUGUUUGGUUUAAACCCGGUGUCACACCCCAAGGCGAGCUUGUUCAGCUUGCGGCUCGCCUUGAAAGUGAAUCGGUGCAUCCUUUGGCCAAGGCAGUUGUCAGCUAUGCCGCUGAUCGCGAACUCAUGACUUCACGCGUUGAAAAUAUACGUCAAAUUGCUGGACGGGGUAUUAUCGGGCAGGUGUCUGCUGGACCCUUUCAGGGCAAGCGUGCCAUUAUGGGUAACGAACGGUUAAUCAAGGAGCAGGGUAUUGAAUCAGGUGAGAACGAAAAGCUCGAGAAGUGGAAGAAAGAGGGUAAAAGUGUAAUUUUACUUGCAUUGGAUGGUGAUGUUGUUGCACUAUUUGCUGCACAAGAUACCAUUCGCCCCGAAGCCAAGCAGGUGAUUCACGCGUUGCAAACUCGUGGUAUUAGCACCUGGAUGAUCUCUGGUGACAAUCUUAAAACAGCUCGUGCGAUCGCCGCUCAGGCUGGUAUUCCACCGGACCAAGUGAUUGCAGAGGUUCUACCUGAAGAGAAAGCAGAGCGGGUUCGCUGGCUUCAGAAGACAGGAAAAGCAGACAAGUCACACUCUGGUAGAGCAAUCGUGGCCAUGGUCGGUGAUGGAGUAAACGAUGCACCGAGUUUGAGCGCCUGUGACGUUGGAAUCGCGAUCGGUACUGGAGCAGAUAUCACUUUGCAGUCUGCCAAGUUUGUGCUUGUGCGAAGCGACUUGCGGGGUGUUCCUAUUGUAAUUGAUCUGUCUGCGGCCGUAAUGAAUCGUGUGCGUCUCAAUUUCUUCUGGGCGGCCAUCUACAACAUCGUUAUGAUUCCAUUAGCCGCCGGAGUCUUCUACCCGUGGACUGAAACUCGCUUGAACCCGGUGCUGGCUUCGUUGGCCAUGGCUUUGAGCUCAGUGUCUGUGGUGUUUAGCAGUCUCGCUUUGCAAUGGUUCAAACCACGGAUCGAUUAG
Molecule: messenger RNA, 3198 nt
Organism: Wickerhamiella sorbophila
Lineage: Eukaryota; Fungi; Ascomycota; Dipodascomycetes; Dipodascales; Trichomonascaceae
Product: putative copper-transporting ATPase HMA5
Exons: 1
Coding region: 1-3198 (1065 amino acids)
Biological process (GO): copper ion homeostasis; monoatomic cation transport
Cellular component (GO): membrane
Molecular function (GO): ATP hydrolysis activity; P-type divalent copper transporter activity; ATP binding
Source: RefSeq, a predicted model, not a curated record